CACCGAGUUCCCCUCGGCUUGCCGAGGUCAGGGGUCAUGGCUCUUCCCGGGGAGGGUCCGGCAGGCCUAGAGCGGUCUGGCUGGUGACACAGAAAGCCAGUGCAUUACAUAACCGCGAGACGUUCCUCUCCGCUGCGCCCCUCGCCCCUAGUCAAGCCGCAGCACUUAGACCGGAUCCCCGCGCUAAAUCCUCUUCGCCCGCCAGGCCCACUGCCCCGCCGAGCUGGCGGGGCUGAAUGAGCCGGUGCAUUUCAAAGGCCGAGCACUGGGAUUUUCCGCGCCACGCUUCCCUCCCCCGGCGUUGCCAGCUGGGCCCCCUGCCCCAGCCUCGCCGGCGCCUCCGCCCAGUCCGCUCCCCGCCCCACCGAAGCGCGGAUCUCGCCGCCUGGGGCCCGGGAAGGGGCCACCGCGCAGGGACGCGGCUCGGCGGGUGCGCCCCGGGGGCAUGUCGGCGCACUACUGCCGGGGCUGCAGUGGUCCCGGCGAGAUGGCGAGUAACCCAUGUGCCAGGUAGCGUUCUAUGCCAACCUUGAAUGCCAACAGGAGGUCACUGGACAGCAAACUCUUCCAAGAUCAUAACUUGGCUGUUGGAGCAACCUGGAAAAGAAGAAAAAAGAAAAACGAUGGCAAAAGUAAAUAGAGCUCAGUCUACCUCCCCUCCAGAUGGAGGCUGGGGCUGGAUGAUUGUGGCUGGCUGUUUCCUUGUUACCAUCUGCACCCGGGCAGUCACAAGAUGUAUCUCAAUUUUUUUUGUGGAGUUCCAGACAUACUUCACUCAGGAUUAUGCACAAACGGCGUGGAUCCAUUCCAUUGUAGAUUGUGUAACCAUGCUCUGUGCUCCACUUGGGAGUGUUGUCAGUAACCAUUUAUCCUGUCAAGUGGGAAUCAUGCUGGGUGGCUUGCUUGCAUCUACCGGACUCAUCCUGAGCUCAUUUGCCACGAGUCUGAAGCAUCUCUACCUCACUCUGGGAGUUCUUACAGGUCUGGGAUUUGCACUUUGUUACUCUCCAGCUAUUGCCAUGGUUGGCAAGUACUUCAGCAGACGGAAAGCCCUUGCUUAUGGUAUUGCCAUGUCAGGAAGUGGCAUUGGCACCUUCAUCCUGGCUCCUGUGGUUCAGCUCCUUAUUGAACAGUUUUCCUGGCGGGGAGCCUUACUCAUUCUUGGGGGCUUUGUCUUGAAUCUCUGUGUUUGUGGUGCCUUGAUGAGGCCAAUUACUCUUAAAGAGGAUCACACAACUCCAGAGCAGAACCAUGUCUGUAGAACUCAGAAAGAAGACUUUAAGCGGGUGUCUCCCUAUUCAUCUUUGACCAAAGAAUGGGCACAAACUUGCCUCUGUUGCUGUUUGCAGCAAGAGUACAGUUUUUUACUGAUGUCAGACUUUGUUGUGUUAGCCAUCUCCGUUCUGUUUAUGGCUUAUGGCUGCAGCCCUCUGUUUGUGUACUUGGUGCCUUAUGCUUUGAGUGUUGGAGUAAGUCAUCAGCAAGCUGCUUUUCUUAUGUCCAUACUUGGAGUGAUUGACAUUAUUGGCAAUAUUACAUUUGGAUGGCUGACCGACAGAAGGUGUCUGAAGAAUUACCAGUACGUUUGCUACCUCUUUGCUGUGGGAAUGGAUGGGCUCUGCUAUCUCUGCCUCCCAAUGCUUCAAAGUCUCCCUCUGCUUGUGCCUUUCUCUUGUACCUUUGGCUACUUUGAUGGUGCCUAUGUGACUUUGAUCCCAGUAGUGACCACAGAGAUAGUGGGGACCACCUCUUUGUCAUCAGCGCUUGGUGUGGUAUACUUCCUUCACGCAGUGCCAUACUUGGUGAGCCCACCCAUCGCAGGAUGGCUGGUAGAUACCACUGGCAGCUACACUGCAGCAUUCCUCCUCUGUGGAUUUUCAAUGAUAUUUAGUUCUGUGUUGCUUGGCUUUGGUAGACUUGUAAAGAGAAUGAGAAAAACCCAGCUGCAGUUCAUUGCCAAAGAAUCCGAUCCCAAGCUGCAGCUAUGGACCAAUGGAUCAGUGGCUUAUUCUGUGGAGAGAGAAUUAGAUCAGAAACAUGGGGAGCCUGUGGCUACAGCAGUGCCUGGCUACAGCCUCACAUGACCAAUGGCCUUGAGCCCCAGAAUCUUCAGAUUUGAGAGAGGUGUGGGGCCAGCAGAUUCUUCGUGUUUCUGAAACUUUUUAUUUUGGCAGAAGUAUUGCCUUCCAAGGAAACUAUUAUUAUUGUUUUGUUAACAUAUUAAUAUUUAUAAGGGAAAAUAGCACAUAAUAAAGAAAGCUGGA
Chlorocebus sabaeus (green monkey) is the source of this 2264-nucleotide messenger RNA. It is a transcript of the gene SLC16A12, whose product is annotated as solute carrier family 16 member 12. Lineage: Eukaryota; Metazoa; Chordata; Mammalia; Primates; Cercopithecidae. Gene Ontology annotation, biological process: creatine transmembrane transport. The record is from RefSeq and is a predicted model, not a curated record. Gene Ontology annotation, molecular function: transmembrane transporter activity.